AUGUGUCCAUCUAAACAUGACUCUUUUCCUUGCACUUUAAUUCCUCCUGCCGUUUGCUGCACUCUCUGUAUUCCCGCUCCCCUCUGCACCCUCCCCCCCUCGUCCCUGUGCUCCCCUCUGAACGCCCCUCCCAGCUAUGAGAGGCUGGAGGUGCUAGCAGCGUUCACCAACGGGCUCUUCCUUCUCUUCCUCUCCUUCUCGCUAGCAGUGGAGUGCCUGCAUGCUUAUAUCGAGGAUGAAUCAGAGCACAAGCACUACCUGGUGCUCUCCGCGGUGGUUCAUCUGCUCAUCAACCUCCUCGGAGUCUUCUUCUUUAAGAGCUUCGCCCGCCGCACAAUAACAACGCGGCAUCCUACCUACUCAUCAACCUCCUCGGAGUCUUCGUCUUCAGGAGGCCCGCUGCACAAUUACAGUGGUGGCGUUGUCCUCGCCUCGUGGUUCAUUGCCAUUGGGGUGUACAGUGCAGAGGCCAUCUGCCUGGGCCUCGUCUCCCUCACAGUGCUCGUGCUCGCGCUCCCAUUGGUGCAAUCGUCCGGCAAUCUGCUGCUCCAGAUGGCCCCUGCAGGCAUCUCCGAGCCCGCCCUGCACAAGUGCAUUCGCCAUGUGGCGGCAUAUGAGGGGGUAGAGGAGUGCAUAGAGCAUCGCUUUUGGGCGGUGGUCCCCGGACAUGUGGUGGGGACACUCACUGUUCGGGUUAGAGAAGGUGUAGAUGAGCAGAAGGUUCUCGAGCAUGUCCAUUCCAUUUUCAAUGACAUUGGUGUCAGGGACCUCACUGUUCAGAUUGAAUCAACCUCGUAG
Closterium sp. Yama58-4 is the source of this 798-nucleotide messenger RNA. The record is from the annotation of a GenBank genome assembly. NCBI's taxonomy places the organism in Eukaryota, Viridiplantae, Streptophyta, Zygnematophyceae, Desmidiales, Closteriaceae.